AUGUUGGCCCAUCUGUGCAGCAGCAACAGCAAUAUUAACUGGAGGGCUCGCACGAGCCAGGCACCAUGCCAGGCCCUUGAUAGGUAUCGUCUCAUGGGAUGCCGAUGGGACACAGAUGACGGGUGGUCUAAGGUAAUCUUCCACAACUCUUGCUUCUGUUGCAAGCACUGUCACACCAAGCUGAGCCUGGGCAGCUACGCCGCACUGCACGGGGAGUUUUACUGCAAACCCCACUUUCAGCAGCUGUUUAAGAGCAAAGGCAACUACGAUGAGGGCUUUGGCCGGAAGCAGCAUAAGGAGCUUUGGGCCCACAAGGAGGUGGACUCAGGCACCAAGACGGCCUGAGGCCCCUCUGCCAUCCACUGUCUCUGUAGAAGAGGGCCUGGAGAGGGGCAGUGGGAAGGGUGGGAAAGAGAUUGGACCUGGGCUUGGGUUGGGGGGAAGGGUGGGAUGGGGAUAAAGCCAUCUUGCUCAGGCAGAGGGUUGGGGGGCAGGGCUCAGCUCCAGGGUUCCUUCAUUCUCCCUGGGGCCAUGGUUGGGGGUUGUUUGGGAACCAGGAUUGGGUUUUGCUCACCACCCUGCUUCUGACUUCUUUCAGUCUACCCCACCUCACCCCUGGCCCCCUGGGAGGCCCCCAGGCCCAUCUUCCCUUUCUAAGUGCCUUUUCUCCAGCAAGGAGUCACCAUGCCCCCUCAGGGUCCCAAGCUCCCUCACUGCCACCUGGGGCCCUCUGGGGCCCCCAUGUCUCCCCAUCUACCUCUGCCCUUAGCCUGGUUCUGAGCCAUGGAGACGGGAGGAAGGAGAGCCAGCGUGCCCUGGCUGGGCCUCACAGAAUGCCCACGAGGGCCCUGGGGGUGGGGUGGGGAGGGGGAAGUGGAUUAGCCCCGCCCUCCCCUGAAAGAAGAGGCGGGACAUGCCCAGUGGGGCUUGGGACCCAUCUUGCACCAUCAGAGUCAAGAAGCAGAAGCUAAAGCACCUGCCAUGCUGAGAGCCACAGAGACUGGCUGGGGUCUGGCAUGGGCCACGCUCCUCUCCUCUUGUCCCUCGUUGCUGCCGGUUCUGACUGUUGUGAUCAACCCUGUUUUAAACAUGUUUUAACAGAU
This is a messenger RNA of Lontra canadensis (Northern American river otter), 1103 nucleotides long. RefSeq names its product LIM domain-containing protein 2-like. Gene Ontology annotation, cellular component: plasma membrane; actin cytoskeleton. The record is from RefSeq and is a predicted model, not a curated record. Gene Ontology annotation, molecular function: actin filament binding. The transcript has 2 exons. Gene Ontology annotation, biological process: actin filament bundle assembly. Lineage: Eukaryota; Metazoa; Chordata; Mammalia; Carnivora; Mustelidae. The coding region runs from base 1 to 345 and encodes 114 amino acids.